AUGUCAGAUUUGGAAAGUGCGUUGAAAGACAUCGCUUAUGGAUCGGUUGCCGGUGCCAUCGGCAAGGUCAUCGAAUAUCCAUUUGAUACAGUCAAAGUGCGUUUACAAACCCAACCAGCUCAUCUGUAUCCUACCACUUGGUCAUGCAUAAGAUCUACUUACACGGAUGAGGGAAUAUGGAAAGGUUUUUAUCAGGGUAUAGCGUCUCCACUAUUUGGUGCUGCUUUGGAGAAUGCAGUGUUGUUCGUUUCUUUCAAUCAAUGUACUAACUUUUUAGAUGAAUUCACUCAACUGAAACCUUUAACAAAGACUAUUUAUUCCGGUGCGUUUGCAGGCGCCUGUGCGAGCUUCAUAUUGACCCCUGUAGAGUUAGUCAAAUGUAAAUUACAAGUGUCAAAUAUUAGCAAUUCACUAUCACAAACGACCCGCCAUACAAGCGUUUGGCCUACUAUAAAAUCUGUUAUCAAGGAAAAAGGCUUAUUGGGACUAUGGCAGGGCCAAUUGAGUACAUUUGUCAGAGAGUGUCUAGGUGGUGCUGUUUGGUUUACCACUUAUGAAAUCAUGAAAAUGAAAUUCGCCAGCUUGCAUCCAGCAGAGAAAGAAAACCACACAUGGGAGCUAUUAGUAUCUGGUGCCUCGGCAGGGGUUCUUUUCAACGCCAGUGUUUUCCCAGCAGAUACCGUUAAAUCUGUGUGUCAAACUGAGCACGUUUCUAUCGUUAAUGCAUUGAAAAAAGUUUUAAGAACUCAUGGCAUUACUGGUUUUUAUCGUGGUCUCGGUAUAACUUUGAUCAGAGCAGCACCGGCUAAUGCUACUGUAUUUUACACUUACGAAACACUGAAGAAAAUGUUUUAA
This is a messenger RNA of Kluyveromyces lactis, 855 nucleotides long. RefSeq names its product Ort1p (gene ORT1). Gene Ontology annotation, molecular function: L-ornithine transmembrane transporter activity. The transcript has a single exon. Gene Ontology annotation, biological process: mitochondrial L-ornithine transmembrane transport. The record is from RefSeq and is a predicted model, not a curated record. Lineage: Eukaryota; Fungi; Ascomycota; Saccharomycetes; Saccharomycetales; Saccharomycetaceae. The coding region runs from base 1 to 855 and encodes 284 amino acids.